Molecule: messenger RNA, 1015 nt
Organism: Corticium candelabrum
Lineage: Eukaryota; Metazoa; Porifera; Homoscleromorpha; Homosclerophorida; Plakinidae
Exons: 6
Coding region: 15-983 (322 amino acids)
Biological process (GO): DNA repair
Cellular component (GO): nucleus
Molecular function (GO): catalytic activity; protein binding; DNA binding
Source: RefSeq, a predicted model, not a curated record
GCCAGUUUGGCGCGAUGGUAAGUCUUCCAGACGAAUGCUUGCUCCACGUGUUUUGUUACCUAAAGUCUAGACAUCUCAAGUGUUGCACUCAAGUUUGUCGUCUUUGGCAUCGUGUUGGACGUGACAACACGCUCUGGAAGAGUUUGAGUGUGAAACGAUGGGGAGUGAUAGUUUGUCAAUAUGAUGCUGACAACUGGUUCUUAUAUUACAAGAAAAGAAGCUCAUCGUUUCUACACUUUUCUCCAUCUCCAAUGCAUCUAAUUCAAGAGGACUACCAUCAUGAUCCAUGGAAGCUUCUCAUCUGCUGCAUUCUCUGUUCUCGAACAUCAACCCCACAGAAAUUUGAUGUCAUUUGUGAGUUUUUCUCAAUGUGGCCAACACCAUCUGACGUGAUCACAGGAGAUCCUUGUGUUAUGAAAGAUUUUAUUUCUGUUCUGGGAUUACAAGACCUCCGUGUUUCAUCUUCACAAGAGUGUUGUCGAGGUUUCCUUCUAACCAAUUGGAUGGAACCCAUUGAACUGAAAGGGAUUGGAGAGUUUGGCAAUGAUUCAUGGCGUCUUUUCUGUGGCUGGCCAGAAGGCCCUCACUGGACACUCCUCAAAAUCUCAGACAGAACAUGUGCUGGGUACCACAAAUGGCUUGUCAACUACCACAAAAAACAGGAAGAAACACAGACAACAGAUAUCAAAAAUGCAAGACAACAGAGCAGUGGCUCUUCAAGUCUCAAUGAAACAGAGAGCCCAGUUGACCAACUAACACGUGUAGCCAAGACACGAACACAAAGUAACAGCAGAAAAAUACAGAAGAAACGUGGCAGCCCCACACUCAUCCGUAGAAGUCAACGACUUCAAAAACAACAAAACCUAACUCCGAAAAUCUCAACUCAAUGCAAGAUGAAAGGAAAGAGAAACGGUGAUGUUAUCUCUGACCGUAAAAGAACAGCUGGUACGACGCUGAGAGCAUUCCUGUCACUGUCUACAUAAGGAAUGAGCACACUCAUUUAUAUAAUCACCUC